ACUUUUCUGUAUAAAAUUAAUUAAAUACCAUUCAAUUUAAUACUUUUUAAGCCCAUAAAAAGAUUUUCCACCUUCUCGAGAGAAUUUUAUUAAGAUUACUAUACCGUAUCAAUGUACUAUAUGAUAAAUAUACUUUAAUUGUAGCUCAGCAGAGGUAUGCUUAGCACCACUAAUACUUAAGAGCUGACAUGAACUAGAUAGAGGAUACAGCUGUACCUCAAAAGUAGGGUCAGAAUUGGGAAGAGAGAACAAUAUGCAACUGUGAAAAUGGACGCGUGGUGGCGCUGUUGACUAAGAGUAAAAAUGAAGGGCUCUGCAGAUGCCCAGGAAGCUAAAGAGUAAUCUGAAAAUCAGAACGCUGUCUGCUCCCCAGAAGGAGAAGGUAUUUAAGUGUGAUCUAGGGGAGAUAUCCCCGGGAACAACAAAGCGAUAAAGAAAAUUUAAUUCUAGGUUAUUUCACCAAACCUUAUCUAAGUGGAUUGAAACCGACUUGAAGAAGCAGCGCCCUCUGGACAGAAUCUGAACAAUGGAGACAGCUCAAGCAAAAACACCAGAGAAAAGGCAAGUCAUUUUUCUUACUAUAUUGGUGCUAUUGUGGGAGGCUGACACUGAGGCGAUUAGAUAUUCCAUGCCAGAAGAAACAGACAGUGGCUACUUGGUGGCUAACCUGGCAAAAGAUCUGGGGCUCAAGGUGGGGGAAAUGGCCACCAGAGGAGCAAGAAUCCAUCACAAGAGAGACAAAGAGCUCUUGCAGCUGGAUGCAGAGACCGGGAAUUUGUUCUUGAUGGAAAAACCAGAUCGUGAGGAGCUGUGUGGGAUGACAGACCCCUGUGUGCUGCACUUCCAACUCAUUCUGGAAAACCCUGUGCAGUUCUUCCAAACUGACCUGCAGAUCACAGACAUAAACGACCACUCUCCAGAAUUCCCUCACAGGGAAAUGCUCCUAAAAAUCCCUGAGAGUGCCCAGCCAGGGACUGUGUUUCCUCUGAAGGCAGCUCAGGACUCUGACACAGGGAGCAAUGCUGUUCAGAACUACACAGUCAGCCCCAACCUCCAUUUCCAUGUGGUUACUCAGAGUCUCACUGAUGGCAGGAAAUACCCUGAGCUGGUGCUAGACAGAACCCUGGACAGGGAGGAGCAGCCUGAGCUCACUUUAACCCUCACUGCUGUGGAUGGUGGGUCUCCACCCAGGUCUGGGACCACUACAGUUUGCAUUGAAGUCGUGGACAUCAAUGACAAUGCCCCCCAGUUUGUACAGUCGCUCUAUGAGGUUCAGGUCCCUGAGAACAGCCCCCUUGAUGCCGUAGUUUUGACGGUCUCUGCCAGGGAUUUAGAUGCUGGGAUACAUGGGAAAGUAGCCUACUCUCUAUUUCCAGGUGGUGGAGUUUCUCAACCAUUUGUAAUAGAUGAGGUCACAGGAGAAAUUCGUCUUAAAAGCUUAUUGGACUUUGAGGCAACAACUUAUUAUAACGUGGAAAUUGUAGCCACAGACAGUGGUGGCUUUUCAGGAAAAUGCAGUGUCCUUGUUGUGGUGGUAGAUGUGAAUGACAAUGCCCCUAAACUCACCAUAUCUUCACUCACUACAUCAAUCCCAGAAAAUGCUCCUGAAGCUGUAGUUGCUGUUUUCCGUGUUUCUGACCCAGAUUCUGGGGACAAUGGAAGGAUGGUGUGUUCUAUUCAGAAUGAUCUCCCGUUUCUUUUGAAACCCACAUUCGAGAACUAUUACACUUUAGUGACAGAGGGGCCACUGGACAGAGAAAGCAGAGCUGAGUACAACAUCACCAUCACAGUCACUGACAUGGGCACACCCAGGCUCACAACCCAGCACACCAUAACAGUUCAUGUGUCUGAUGUCAACGACAAUGCUCCCACCUUCACACAAACCACCUACACCCUGUUUGUCCAGGAGAACAACAGCCCCGCCCUGCACAUAGGCACCAUCAGCGCCACAGACUCAGACUCAGGCUCCAAUGCUCACAUCACCUACUCGCUGCUGCCCACCCAAGACCCGCAGCUGGCCCUGGACUCGCUCAUCUCCAUCAAUGCCGACAAUGGGCAACUGUUCGCGCUCAGGGCGCUGGACUAUGAGGCCCUGCAGACCUUCGAGUUCCAUGUGGGCGCCACAGACCAAGGCUCUCCUGCACUCAGCAGCCAGGCGCUGGUGCGUGUGCUGGUGCUGGACGCCAACGACAAUGACCCCUUCGUGCUCUACCCGCUGCAGAACGCCUCUGCACCCUGCACAGAGCUGCUGCCCAGGGCGGCAGAGCCUGGAUACCUGGUCACCAAGGUGGUGGCAGUGGACCGCGACUCUGGACAGAACGCCUGGCUGUCCUUCCAGCUGCUCAAGGCCACUGAGCCCGGGCUGUUCAGCGUGUGGGCACACAAUGGCGAGGUGUGCACCUCCAGGCUGCUGAGUGAGCGCGAGGCUCCCAAGCACAGGCUGCUGCUGCUGGUCAAGGACAAUGGUGAUCCUCCAAGAUCUGCCAGUGUCACUCUGCAUGUGCUGCUGGUGGAUGGCUUCUCUCAGCCCUACCUGCCUCUGCCAGAGGUGGCGCGCGACCCCGCACACGACAAUGAUGAUUUGCUCACUCUGUACCUGGUCAUUGCCUUGGCUUCUGUGUCUUCUAUCUUCCUCUUGUCUGUGCUGCUGUUCGUGGGGGUGAGGCUGUGCAAGAGGGCCAGGGCGGCCUCUCUGGGUGGCUGCUCUGUACCUGAGGGACACUUUCCUGGCCACCUGGUGGAUGUCAGUGGCACUGGGACCUUGUCUCAGAGCUACCAGUAUGAGGUGUGCCUGAGGGGAGACUCUGGGACAGCUUCUCCUCACCUAUCAAAAGACUCUGCAGAUUUCAAUAUUCUGUUUGAUUCUGGUUAUCAGUUCUGAUCAUUUUUGCUUUAUAUUGUUUUGUAGAAAUGGAAAACAAAACAAUUCUUUUGUGAUAUUUAAAACUAUCACCGGAAUUGUUAUUUGGUGUAACCUUAAAAUAGUGUCUGUAAAUUUUAUUUUUCAAUUAUGCUGACUAUUGUAUAAUAUAAAAAAUUAUUGGUUUUUAAUUGAACUCUAAUAAUUUACCUGAAUUAAAUUUACUUAUAGUCAGCGAGUCAAGUAAGCCUAUUAUGUGAUUGCUAACUAGGUAAAUUCAUAUGGCUAUAACUGCAAGAAAACUUUAUUGAAAUUUUGGCAGAGUAUGAACAAUUGAAGAGCUUGAUUUAUAAUAUAUUAUCUUUAUGUUUUACUCUUUAGCUAGUACAUAUUCAUUGUACAAAGCAAUGGAUUUCCUUAUGAAUUUUUAUGCAUGUACAUAAUGCAUACACAUUGAUAAUGUUUACCCUUUGUUUCUUUUUAAAUCUCAAGUGUCAUAUGGAGUUUAAAUAUUUGCAUCUUUCCCUGAAUUAAUGUCUCCUCCCCUAAGGAUGAAGUGAUACAUAAAAAGAAAAUUGAUGACCAUUCCUUAUCCUUGGAAUGUAAUUUUUGGUUAUUCGGUUUUAAAGUUGAAGUGAGAAAGAGGUUUUUGUGAAACACAGUAAAUACAAACAAACAUAUAUGACUUAAAAAGGCAGAUAACUCUAACAGCUUGUCAAUAAUGUGACAAGAUGCCUCUUCUGGUGUGGUAUCUACUCAGAAUACCAGCCUGAACUGUUAGGAGCUAAGAUCUGCUGUUGUAGCUCAACAGUAGGACAUUUGCCUAAUAGGUACAAAUCCCUAGGUUCAGUCUCCCUAGCAUUAGGGAGAAAAAAUAUUCACCUCUUCCUUCAUGAUCAAAAGUCACAAAAAGUCAUGUGUUUUAAAAUACAAAGUUAUAGAUUAUGCAUGUGUUUAGUAGAAUUCCCCUCCAACUUAGAUAGAUUCUCUGACACCAGAAAACAACUGUAAAAACAGACUAAAUGUGAGAAGUUAUCUCUUCAGUGCAACAGGAAAUCACUAAUAUGAGAAAUGAAUCCUACUCAGUUUGCUUAAAGAAUGGCCAACAGGUUCUUGAUACAGACACCUUUAUUGAGUAGUCUCUGAUAGAAAGGAAAACCUGAGCUCAGGGCCAGUUUUCCUGCCAAGAUCACUUGUUAACUCAGCAGCCCAGGAAAGAAGACUAAAAACGUAACUCUAAAACUCUCUGAAGGCAGAAUGAGAUUUUGCACAACGAACAAAGACUUCAGAUUGGGACUGGCCUAGCGGAGUCGAUGUAGAAAAUUCAUGUCUGUAACUUGGAAUUUGCCAAAACGCUAUGCUUGUAAGAAUUCAAAGAAGCUUGACCAAGUUUAGUACCUGUUUGGAUUGGAGUGAUUGAACAAGACAGUGCUGUCUCAGGUUAAGGGCAAAGGGCAAGCCUUUCCUGGAAGAGGAUAGUAGUAUCUUGAUUUGGACAGAUUUUACAUAAGUACCAGCAGUCAGUAGGUACAUGUCACAAAACUGAAUAAUAUAAAGAAAACCAGAGGAGAACAAAACACAAUGACCUAGAAGAUGCAUGUUUUAGAAUAAAAUAACCAGGUCAUUAAAAUAAAGUGUUUAAUACUUUUGAAACAAGCAACAAUUGAGCAAAUAAAUAGAAAGACAAUUGAUAUUUAAGACUCAAAGUCAAUUGCAUAACAAAAAAUACAUGUGUCAUAAAACUAUAUAAAUGGUAAAGCUUCAUGGAAAUAAAGGAAUACAGAAUUAGCAGAUGUAAUGUAUGUCAAUAUGAAAUACCUAAAAUAAAUACAGAAAAAUUGAAGUCUUGAAGAGAUGGCUCAGUGUUUAAGAGCAAGUGGAUUGAAUUCGGGUUUCAGCACUCACCCAUUGUCAUGGAAACCACAACUGCCAUUACUCCAGCUCUCAGGGAUCCAACACCCUCUUCAAGGACAUUCCAACUCUCAUGAUAUUUAUUCACAUGCACAAAAUACAAAAUAAAUAAAAACAAAUCUUUUUUAAACAGUGGA
Molecule: messenger RNA, 4908 nt
Organism: Onychomys torridus (southern grasshopper mouse)
Lineage: Eukaryota; Metazoa; Chordata; Mammalia; Rodentia; Cricetidae
Product: protocadherin beta-6-like
Exons: 2
Coding region: 527-2881 (784 amino acids)
Biological process (GO): homophilic cell-cell adhesion
Cellular component (GO): plasma membrane
Molecular function (GO): calcium ion binding
Source: RefSeq, a predicted model, not a curated record